AUGGACGAUAAAGGAAUACAAGUUGCAAUAGGAUCGAAACGUAGAAAAAUCAAUGCUGGUAGUCAAACAACAACAUUAGAAAUUGGAAUGUCUCUCACAGGGAGCUAUGGUCGCAACUGCGAACACAAGAAGUGGCGAUACGACAACCUGGUAGCGCGAAUGCAGGACAAAGAAAUGUUGGUACACUGGUUAAUGGAUGAAGGGCUGAUGGCGAAGGAACGUUCGUGUCCGAUGUGUGCUGGAGAAAUGAGUUUGACGAGGUGCGAGGAUCGAUCGUAUGGUUUGAAGUGGGAAUGCAGAAAGCAAGUUAACAGUAAAAGACACAAGGCAGAGGUAUCGAGUAGGAAAGGAAGCUGGUUCGAGAAGAGCAAGAUGACCUUAGAAGAAAUUUUGAAGUUGACAUAUUGGUGGUGCCAGGAUCUUGAUCAGGCGCAAAUAAAACAUGAAGUAGGACUC
Molecule: messenger RNA, 456 nt
Organism: Porites lobata
Lineage: Eukaryota; Metazoa; Cnidaria; Anthozoa; Scleractinia; Poritidae
Source: the annotation of a GenBank genome assembly